Messenger RNA from Dicentrarchus labrax (European seabass), 670 nucleotides. RefSeq names its product lysozyme (gene lyz). Bases 184 to 615 code for a protein of 143 amino acids. NCBI's taxonomy places the organism in Eukaryota, Metazoa, Chordata, Actinopteri, Moronidae. The record is from RefSeq and is a predicted model, not a curated record. The transcript is spliced from 4 exons. Gene Ontology annotation, molecular function: lysozyme activity.
CAAACUGAGUGAAAAGUAAAGUCUCCACCUCUAUCAACAGCUUUGUUGAAACUGGACGACAUUCAAAAAAAGAUAAAGUUAGUGUGAGACAAAGCAGCCACAGCAGUUUCAGCUUAGCUUCACUACUAUAAAAGGACCUUCAGCAGCAGCUGUGGAAACAUUCGGUCCAGCAGAGAGUCAAUCAUGAGAAGUCUGGUGUUUCUCCUCUUUGUGGCUUUGGCCAACGCAAGAACCUACCAGCGCUGUGAAUGGGCCCGAGUGCUGAAGAAUAAUGGGAUGGACGGCUACCAUGGCUACAGCCUGGCCAACUGGGUUUGUCUGACCCAGCAUGAGUCGAACUAUAACACCGGAGCCAUCAACCACAACACUGAUGGAUCUACUGACUACGGCAUCUUCCAGAUCAACAGUCGCUGGUGGUGUAAUAAUGGCCUCACCCCUACGUCGAAUGCAUGCGGCAUCCAGUGCAGCGAGCUUCUGACCAAUGAUGUCAGUGUGGCAAUCAAAUGUGCCAAACGCGUCGUUAGGGAUCCCAACGGCAUUGGAGCCUGGGUGGCCUGGCGCCGUUACUGCCAGAACCGCGACCUGAGCUCCUAUGUGGCAGGAUGUGGUCUUUAAUCAACACAUGGAAGCAGGACAGUGUCAUCAGCAUAAUAAAAUUCUCCAAUGUUCA